This is a messenger RNA of Closterium sp. Yama58-4, 987 nucleotides long. The record is from the annotation of a GenBank genome assembly. Lineage: Eukaryota; Viridiplantae; Streptophyta; Zygnematophyceae; Desmidiales; Closteriaceae.
AUGUCGACUGCACGUGUUGCUCUCGCCGCCGCUCUUCUGACGUGUUUCGUCGCGCUUCUCGUCGCUCCUCCUGGCGCAUCCGCCACCGCUCAGACCGCGUUUCUCGUUGCCAAAGCCAAUAAGCUGCGCGCCGCAGCAGAUCAAGCCGCGGCGGACCUGAAAACCGCGCAAGCCGACGCCGCCAAAAACGCGGAGGAAGCAGCCGCCGCCGAACAAGCGCUGUCCGAUCUGCAGAGUCCGGAAGAUGCGGCUCUCAACGACCUCGUUACAAGCGUCUCCAACACAAACGAAAGCGUCUCCGAUGCACAGUACGACCUCGAUAUCGCAAACAAGGUUCUUGCUCUUCGGAUGGCGGACCUUGCGGCGUUCAAGGCUGAUCCCUCGAAGCACCCGCAAAUCCCGGCGGCGCAGAAGGCUGUCAGCGACGCUACUCGCCGCGCGAAAAUGACGUCAGCGCUGCUACAGGAGUGGCACCUGGUCGUGCAAGAGGCAGCGCAAUCGGAAGCGGAUGCGGAAAAGGCUCUCAAGGAAAACCCGGACUCGCCAGCGGCGGAAGCGGCUCUCGCGGAAGCGCAGGUUUUGCGCAAAUCUGUGGAGGAGGUGUUCCCGGAUAUGGUGGCGCAAGAUCAGCGCGCGCAGGCGCGACUGGAGCGCAUGCAAAAGGAAUUGAACGACCUGAUCACGCUGGGUCCGCAAGGAGAGACCGUUUUCCAGGUUGCAGUGGACGAUGCAAGAGCUGCGGUUAGCGUCGCCCGCCAGGUGUACGACGAUUUGCUUGCUGCUGUCACUGACGCGCAAAAGGCUGUUGACGAUUACCAGGCGAACAAGCAAAAGGCGGUUAUUGAAGCGAAGGCGCGCUUGGCGAAGGCGAAACAGAGCCAGGCUGUCGCAGACAAGAAGGUGAUUCAGCUCACGGAUAAGCUCAAGGCUGCGCUGGUGCAAGCUGACAACGCGGAAAAGGCUGCUGGAAUCAGCAAGAUCGCCUAA